Molecule: messenger RNA, 2184 nt
Organism: Piliocolobus tephrosceles (Ugandan red Colobus)
Lineage: Eukaryota; Metazoa; Chordata; Mammalia; Primates; Cercopithecidae
Exons: 3
Coding region: 1-681 (226 amino acids)
Source: RefSeq, a predicted model, not a curated record
AUGACCAUUGUCUCUGAAAAGGGUCAUUACCGCAUGAAGGCCUUCUUGCUAUGCCCUCUCACAGCUCAGGACAUGUUAGUCAGCUAUUAUGUCGGGGGCCGCCUUCGCCCGUUUCCUCCAUACCCCCUCUUCCGAACUUACCCCCAAAGCCAAGGCCUACACGCUUCGUACCUUAAAGUAGAUCUCGUCCACCACCUCGUGCGGGAGCACAUUGCCCUGCUUGCCCGAGACCGCCGGCUUGGUAGCGCCGCCGCCGCCGCACUGCUGCUGUUGCUGAGCCGCAGCAGCGGCCGCCUGGUGCUGCGGCUGCGAGUUGCCUGUCAGCGCGGGGCUGUUGUUAGCCAUGUUGCGGCGGAAGGAAGGAGGGAGGGAAGGAAGGAGGGGGGGGAGGGGGCCAAGCUCGAUCUCGCUCUUCGGGACAACGGUCUGGGACCCUACUCCAUGGAACGUCGUCGGGAGAAGGGGCCGCCUUGCUGUGCCCCAGCCGAGCAAGAGAGGGCACCCAGGGCGCCGACAAAAGGACCCAGGGCGGAGAGCAGACAGCGAAACCCAGUCCGCAAGAACUCCACAGAGAAGGCGAGCCGGCGGCAAGGGAGCUCGAUCUCUUCCGCCAACUGCCCCUGGGAACAAGAUGGCGGACCCGGCGGAUCUGACGCCACGCACCCCAGCGUUCCAAGCUGAACUGCCGGCCAAUCAGAGACGCCCAGGUGGGCUGGAGCGUCCUCCUCCUAGUUCCCCGCGUUCUCUGCACCCUGAAGUCGCUGCAGUGACCUCCCUAGCUGACUCUUAAGGGAUUUCCCCUGAGAAUUUGGGGGCCGGGGGAGGGGGUGGUAGGCUUUAUCCGUUGUUGUUGUAUUUUGACUGGGGGCUUGAUUUCUUUUGUCGAGAGCUGAACCAGAAAGGGUUCGCAUGGCUGCGAUGUGCUUGCUAAUAUCGUGACUCUUGACUCCUGCAGAGUAUCCGAGAGGGUCUCCUGGCGUCUGUUUUAAGAUUCUCUGGAAGGGACAAUGGUCAGGGACCCCACUCCUUCGGGAGAUUCUGAUCAAAGGUCAAGUCCUUCGCCAGCCUCUAGUGUCCAGCCAGAGGUCUUAAAUUUAUUGAACCGUAAGAUUGAGAUAACAUCUGCCUGGGCUGUUGAGAGCACUGAAAAAGCUAAUAAACUUGUAGCGCCUAGUAGACUGUUCCAGGCAUCAGGUAGGCGCCUUUUCUUUUCUCCCUGCUCCAGAUCUUUCGAUUCUAGGAAUGUGUUCGGAGUGGUAAACAUUGGGCGAGAUACUGUGAAAUGGGAAUGGGGGUGUGAAUGUGUGGGGAGUUUGAAUUUGCAAUCUUAACUUCAGUGGCGCAUACACAGAGGAGAGGAAAAGAAUGAGAUGGAAACUUUGGGGAAAAUCCCAUCUGGAUGAAUAAACCAGGAGGAGAGAGAGAAGACAAGCAGAAAAGUAGGUAAACCAAGAGACAGUUGUAUGACAGAAUACAAGGAAACAGAAAAAAAUAAGUAAUGAAUUGAGUGAUUGAUUAAUGUUUAGAGCUGUACAGUACAAAAGUGGUUUUCUGUCCGGUUCCUUUGUUUUAGGUUGCAAGAGAACUAGAACCCUAAGAGGAGAAGCAGUUUUCACCUUAGUAGCAAAUUCUGUUUUUCUCUAUAGUGGUUUUUAUUAACUUCCAAAGGAAAACUGAAGAUCCUAACCCCUGUGUCAUGAGUUAUCACGUUAAAAGUCCGUAGAAAAAAAUUUUUUUGAACCCAGUUCUUUUUGUGUAUAUAUUUUUUGCUUUGAUAAUAAUAGUUUAUUGAGUUUAUCGAGUGACACAUUGCCAAAUCGUAUGGCCUAUUUUUAAUUCCUCAGAUACAUGAUCUUUCUGUAUAGUCUUAAACAGUCUGUACCCCUAGUCACUUUGGAUGAAAAGCUUGGUAGAGAGGUUUGAGUUUGAUAUCUACGUGUCAGUGGCAUCAAACUCAGGGAGCCAGGUAUUAUGAUAAAGUGCUUAACGUAUUCAAUGAAUCCCUACAACAGGCUGAAGAUGUUAUUUUUAUCACCAUUUUAAAAAAUGUUUAUUCACUUGUAAAUUGAAGACCUCUACGCUGCACAUAUAUAAAGCUGUAAGUUUGGUUUGAUCAGUUUUGACAUAUAUGUAUACCCAUUAAACCAUUACUACAAUAAAAAUAAUCUUCCGUCAUUCCCAAAA